AUGAGCGCCCUCGGGACUGACGAGGAGCUCCAUGCCCCCCAGGGCGAGCCCGCCAAGGAGCUUCUCGAGGGCCGCAUCUGGGUCGAUGGCUGCUUCGACUUUUUCCAUCACGGCCACGCCGGCGCCAUGGUCCAGGCCAGACAGCUGGGCGACGAGCUCUACGUCGGCGUGCACUCGGACGAGGACAUUCUCGCCAACAAGGGGCCGACCGUCAUGACCCUCGAUGAGCGACUCGCCGCUACCAACGCCUGCCGCUGGGUGACAAAGUCCAUUGGCCACGCGCCCUACGUGACGCAGCUGCCCUACAUCUCCCAUUACGGCUGCAAGUACGUGGUCCACGGCGACGACAUCACCUCGGACAGCAACGGUAACGACUGCUACCGCUUCGUCAAGGAGGCCGGGCGCUUCAAAGUAGUUAAGCGCUCGCCCGGCAUCUCGACGACGGACCUCGUCGGCCGCAUGCUGCUCUGCACAAAGACGCACUUUAUCCACUCGCUCCAGAAGAUGCUCGUCGGCGAUGAGGGCUACGGCUCCCACGAUGAGCGCCUCGCCCAAGGCCACGCCAUGAUGGAGCGCAUCAAGCUCUACGCCACCGACGAGACGGCCAAGGCCCCCGGCGCCGACGUCUGGUUCUGGUCCGCCACCGCCGCGCAGACGGCGCCUAACGCGAGCGGCUCCUUUGGCAAGCUCCUCGGCGGGCGAGGGCCGCGUCCGGGACAGCGCAUUGUCUACGUCGACGGCGGCUUCGAUCUCUUCUCGAGCGGCCACAUCGAGUUUCUGCGAAAGAGGCGCGCAGCCGACGGCGGGGACUAUGGGUCCGCGUUUGUCGUCGUGGGCGUCCACGAGGACGGCGUCAUCAAUGAGUGGAAGGGCAUCAACUACCCCAUCAUGAACAUUUUUGAGCGCGGGCUGUGCGUGUUGCAGUGCAAGUACAUCAAUGCCGUCGUCUUUGGGGCGCCGUUUACGCCCACCAAGGCAUAUCUCACGUCGCUGCCGUGGGGCCCACCGGACGCCAUCUACCACGGCCCGACAUCGUUUAUGCCCCUAACGUACGAUCCGUACACAGACCCCAAGGAAAUGGGCAUCUACCGCGAGAUUGGCGAGCAUGCCUUUUCCGAGGUCAACGCGGCCGAGAUUGUCCAGCGCAUCAUGAAGAGCCGAGACAUGUACGAGGCACGGCAGCGUGCCAAGGGCGUCAAGGCUGAGGUGGAGGCGGCGGCCCGGCGGCGGGAGUUGAUGGAAGAGGAGCAGCGCAAGGUGGAGGCGGAGAGGAGCGAAGGAGCAUGA
Hirsutella rhossiliensis is the source of this 1287-nucleotide messenger RNA. RefSeq names its product cytidylyltransferase-like domain-containing protein. The coding region runs from base 1 to 1287 and encodes 428 amino acids. Gene Ontology annotation, biological process: phosphatidylethanolamine biosynthetic process. Gene Ontology annotation, molecular function: ethanolamine-phosphate cytidylyltransferase activity. The transcript is spliced from 5 exons. Gene Ontology annotation, cellular component: cytoplasm. The record is from RefSeq and is a predicted model, not a curated record. Lineage: Eukaryota; Fungi; Ascomycota; Sordariomycetes; Hypocreales; Ophiocordycipitaceae.